Molecule: messenger RNA, 2260 nt
Organism: Salvia miltiorrhiza (redroot sage)
Lineage: Eukaryota; Viridiplantae; Streptophyta; Magnoliopsida; Lamiales; Lamiaceae
Product: ubiquitin carboxyl-terminal hydrolase 3
Exons: 6
Coding region: 923-1819 (298 amino acids)
Biological process (GO): protein deubiquitination
Cellular component (GO): cytosol; nucleus
Molecular function (GO): cysteine-type endopeptidase activity; cysteine-type deubiquitinase activity
Source: RefSeq, a predicted model, not a curated record
AUAAAAAAUCAGUUCAUUGAGUGAACAUAUUUCACAUCUUUGGACAUUUGUUUCAAUUAUAGUUUCUCCUUGGAUUUAUUUUAGUGGCUAUCCAAACUUGAUAUAGUUUCUACUGAAAUCUUGGGUUUAGAAGAGAUGUGUGAAUGACAAAGUUUAGUUUGUAACUUGAUAUGCUCGAACAUAAUUUAAGGAUUCACACUUUCACUCACAUCCAGCUAAAGCAAUGAUAUUAAGAUAGACAAAGUUUUCCUGAUGUUUGUAAUUUUGCAUUUUUUUGGGGGCAAUUGCAAAGAUUGGUGCACAAUUGCUUAUGGUAAUUGGACAUCCUAAUAUCAAUGCUUUGUAUCUGAUUCAUUCACCUGUUUAUAAAGUCUCUUGUUCAGCUUUUGAUUCACCAACAAAAUCAAUUUGAUUAGAGCAAAUGCCGUAUGAAAUAUGAUGUUUUUUUAGAAUCAUAUAUUAUAAUUAUAAGCAAUACUAGAUGACUGGUAUAGGGCGGGCAGUUUGGCCAUUUCGAUUGCAAGAGUCGCCUCAUUUUGAGAAGACUUGUCCACCAGAAAAAUGAAUUUGAUUGGAGGAAAUGCCUUUUGAUGCUCUUAUAGAAUCAUAUCAUAGUAGAUAAUACUAGAUGAUAGGUUUUGGGUAGGCACCUUGGCUAUCACCUCAGUUAGUCCAAAAUUAUGUGGUUGGCACAUGAGUUCUUGAGGCAGAAACUUGAAUUUGUUGCAGGAAUCCCAGUGUUUCAGAAUGAUUAGUUGAUUACCUAGCAGGACAAUUCUCAUUUUGAAAACUCAGAUAGAAGCUAAUGUCAUAUAUUUGGUCUUAUCAACUUUGGCUGCCAAUUUGAUCUUAUCUUUUUAGGGGUUGAAUUCAGUUCCUAAUCUGAUAUUGCAUUUCUAGGUCAAUUUCCUCUUGCUGUUUGAUGGGGUUUGCGAUGCUAAUUGCUAGAAUAAGCUCACAAAAGAAAAAAACUGGUGUUCUUGCUCCAAAGCGUUUCGUACAGCGACUGAAGAAACAAAAUGAAAUUUUUCGCAGUUAUAUGCACCAGGAUGCCCAUGAAUUCUUGAACUAUUUGCUAAACGAACUGGUUGACAUACUGGAGAAAGAGGCUCGAGCUGCUAAGAGUCAAGAAAUUUCCCCAAAAAUUGCAAAUGGGCCAACAACUAUAUCUUCAAAUGGUCCCCUAAGGGAACCUGUAGUUACAUGGGUGCACAAGAAUUUUCAGGGUAUAUUGACAAAUGAGACAAGGUGUUUGCGUUGUGAGACAGUAACAGCAAGGGAUGAAACAUUUCUUGACUUGAGCCUUGAUAUAGAACAGAACAGUUCAAUUACAAGCUGUUUGAAAAAUUUUAGCUCCACUGAAACACUAAAUGCCGAGGACAAAUUUUUUUGUGACAAAUGCUGCAGUUUACAAGAAGCUCAGAAAAGAAUGAAGAUCAAAAGGCCACCUCAAAUCUUGGUGAUACAUUUGAAAAGAUUCAAGUACAUUGAACAACUGGGGCGGUACAAGAAGUUGUCAUACCGUGUUGUCUUCCCGCUUGAGCUAAAGCUCAGCAAUACGGUUGAGGAUGCAGAUGCUGAGUACUCCUUAUUCGCUGUAGUUGUCCAUGUAGGAAGUGGGCCCAACCAUGGACACUAUGUCAGCCUUGUGAAAAGUCACAACCAUUGGUUAUUCUUUGAUGACGAAAAUGUGGAGAUGAUAGACGAAUCCGCAGUUCAGACGUUUUUCGGAUCAGCACAAGAGUAUUCUAGUAAUACAGAUCAUGGAUACAUCUUAUUUUACGAAAGACUCGAUGCUAGUAGCAGCAACACAAGCUGAGAGCAGGAGUUUCCAAAUUUUUGCAGGAGUCAGAUUUUACCUUUUUUGAGCACAUUGCAUUCAAGUUUUCUAUUUAUUUAUGUUCUUUCUUGAUCCUUACCCUUCCCUUGCUGCAAUUUGAUGGGAAAUUUUUACUAAUGUCUAGCAGGUUGAGAUGAAAUGUGGAGAAAUAUACUUAGGUUAUCUCGUUGUAUAGUGGACAGCGCGAGCGCGCCGCCCGUUGUUUUCUGACAAUAAUGGGGGAAGAUGUAGUGUAAAUGGUUAUAUUCUAUGUAUUCUGUAUUGUAUUAUGCCUUUUGGAUUUUCUUAGCAUGUACUGUGUACGUUUUCUCAUCUAAGUCAUGGGAUUUUUUUUACUAUGUAGUAGUAACACACUCCUGUUUGUAUCUUUCUAUAUUCAGGAAUUUGUGAAAUGAAGAUUAUGGUUUCAUUUUGGGGAAA